AUGGCUUCUGGAAACUGUUCCUUCGUGACUGAAUUUAUCCUGCUGGGGUUAACAGACCAACCAGAUCUCCAACUCCCCCUGUUCUUCCUGUUUCUAGUAAUGUAUAUGGUCACUGUGUUGGGAAAUUUGGGCUUGAUAACUCUAACUGGGCUAAAUUCACGCUUACACACCCCCAUGUACUUUUUCCUCCUUAACCUGUCCUUCGUAGACUUCUGCUAUUCCUCAGUAUUUACACCAAAAAUGCUGAUGGAUUUCUUAUCAAAGAAGAAUAUUAUCUCCUAUCUGGGGUGUAUGAGCUAACUCUUCUUUUUCUGUUUUUUUGCCAUUUCUGAAGGUUAUGUGCUGACAUCAAUGGCCUAUGAUCGCUAUGUGGCUAUCUGUAAUCCACUUUUGUAUAAUAUUGCCAUGUCCCCUAAAGUGUGUUCCAGCCUUAUGCUUGGUUCAUACUUGAUGGCAUUUUCUGGUGCCACAGCCCACACCGGAUGCAUGCUGAGACUGACCUUCUGUGAUGCAAAUACUAUUAACCAUUAUUUCUGUGACAUCCUCCCAGUUCUCCAGCUCUCCUGCACCAGCACCUACGUCAAUGAGCUGGUAGUAUUUAUUGUGGUGGGCAUCAACAUCAUUGUGCCCAGUCUCACCAUCUUUGUCUCUUAUGGUUUCAUCCUCUCCACCAUCCUCCACAUCAGCUCCAUGGAGGGCAGGUCCAAAGCCUUCAGCACCUGCAGUUCCCACAUAAUUGCUGUUUCUCUCUUUUUUGGAUCAUGCGCAUUUAUGUAUCUCAAACCAUCUUCUGCUAUGUCUAUGGAUGAGGGAAAAAUCUCUUCUGUUUUUUACACCAAUGUGGUUCCUAUGGCAAAUCCUUUAAUAUACAGUUUGAGGAACAAAGAUGUUAAAAUUGCUCUGAGAAAAAUCCUGAGGAAGAGAACAUUUUGA
Molecule: messenger RNA, 933 nt
Organism: Equus caballus (horse)
Lineage: Eukaryota; Metazoa; Chordata; Mammalia; Perissodactyla; Equidae
Source: RefSeq, a predicted model, not a curated record